UCAUUGAUUUGUUCACAAGUUUGUUGUAUACAAAUGACUUCAGAAGAGAUUAUAAAUACCUAUCAGCUGGUAGUAAUAAAAGUUGAUUGAUUAAAAAGGGAUAAUAUCUUUUAAAAUACAAAUACAAAUCAUGAGUUUCAUUUAAUCCAUUUCUAGCUCACACGGUUUGCAGAACAAGAUUUAUUGUGAUAAACCUCAGAAGAGUUACAAAAAUACAUGCUCUGAGACCCUAAAAUAGCCUCUAUUUUAAUAUUUACACUUUAUUAAAAAUAUGCAUUAUGUAUCAAAAAAUCACCCCUCUCCUUUUUUCUUCUCUCCCAGCGCUGCGAUUUUUGUCAUCUUCCUUUCCUCAUGUUAUUUGAUCUCAGAACAAAAGAAAGCUUGUUACCUGUAGAUUGUUGAUUGUGUUCUUCCCCUAUGCAAACCAGUUCACUAUGAUGACACCUCCAGGAGGGUACUAUAAGAACAAAAGAAAGAAAACAUUAAGAUUAACAAGUCUGACUAAUAGCCAUUCUUUAAUUCUAAUUGGCUGAAUAGGACUGUAUAUUCAAUGUUGUUGCCAUAAUUUUUUUCAAACACUCAUCAAAAAAUGACAGGUAAAAAUUACCUGGAUUGCUUAAAAAAUGAAAGAAGAAAUUUACCAUAUGAAAAAAACGUUAAAAAAGCCUAGUGCAUCUGCAAUUAUUCAUCAAGAAAACACAUGGUACAUCUACCCUAUAUAUGUGAUACACUAACCGAAAUAUUAAAUUUCCUUGGCCUUAUUUUGAACGGGAUAAGACCUGAAACAUUGAGGAUUAUGUUAAACAGUAUCAAGACGUUUAAAAGUUCUGAAUUUUACUGAUUAAUUUAAGUUGGAGUUACGACUGAGUUGGGGGAAAUUUAACUUUAUGCAAAACUGCAUGAGGUAGUUUUGUGGAUUAUAUCAAUGAUGUAAAAUUAAAUUUGAUUUAAUAAAAACAGUAUGAAUUAUUAAAUGGAAUAAAAGCUGAAAGAAGCAAAUUGAUUUUUAUGAAACUUUAAAGAAAAAAAAAUUAAAUUACAAUUGCUAUCAAGAAAUCGUGAAGAUUGCAAAAAAAGCCUGUGAACACACAAUACUUUGUGGAGAUACUGAUAUUAUAGAAUUUUUGGUAAUCUUGAAACCAUGAUGUUGUCCUAUUUUUUAUUUUUUGACCAAACAAACCUUUUUAUAACACUGUACUGUUGAAUUUACAGAUAUUUUUUUUAUUUGGGUCAAUUUAAUCCGCCCAUAUUGUCAAUACCCGUAGUAGAAAUUAAAAGUGGAGAAUACAUUUUUUUAAAAUGCGAAGUUGUUGGACAUUUUAACGCAAGUGUCAUGUAUCAGUUCUUCAAAGAUAAUGUUAAUAUAACAUCGUGUCAGUCAACACAAACAUAUUACUUUGUAUCGCAAACAAAGGAUAAGGGAGGAUAUCACUGUGCAGCUAAAAUUAAUAGUACGACGAUAGAUUCAAAUGUAACCCAAGUAAAUGUAAAACUGAAAGUGACUGUGGGAGGUACUUAUCAAAUCGAGGGAGGAGACACAAACAUUACCUGUCAUGUAGGUGGUGGUGAAGCAGUAAAAUCUUUCUCUUGGAAGGUGGAUGGUGAGGCUAUUGAAGAAACAUCAAAUCGGAUUCAGGUGAAGAAUGUGACUCGUCAAAUGGAAGGAAGGGUGUAUGGUUGUUCAGCAACAUCUUUUUCUAACGAGACUACAGAUUUUGAUUUUGCUAAUAUGGUAGUAUAUUUCACAGCUGUUCCAAACUUUAUAUUAUAUGACCCAUUUCCUGAAGAAGAAAGUGGAAGUCUGUUAGUUGGAGACUGUUUUGCAGAUUCAAAUCCAGUAGUGGCAGCCAUCAUCUGGUAUAAAGAUGGACAAGUGAUAAAGGAUCAAACAACAAAUACCCUUAGAGUGAAAUCCUCCAGAACAAAUAGUGGUUAUUAUUCUUGUGGAAAAAGAAGCGCUUAUGCUGGUUUAAAAAAUUCCACAUCCAAGAAAGUAACAUUUGUAUAUAUGGACAGUCCAACCAUAACCUUUGCAGCUGGAAAAUUGUCUCCCGCUAGGGAGGGCGAUGAUAUUCAAAUGAAUUGUUCUGUUAAAGAAUAUUACCCAGGCAUGAACUUGACAUAUCAAUGGCUUAAAUUCAAUCCGGAUUACGGCACUAAUACUGUUCUUAAAAAUAAUGGUACUAUAUUUUUAAUUAGAAGUAGUACUGUGAAAAACAGUGGUAAAUAUUCCUGUAAAGUUGUUGGUCAAGCAAAAGGAAAAGUAAUUGUGAAGAAAACACAUCAAGAAGUUUUAGUUUAUGCAAAAUCUGAUGCUCCACUGCUGUCAACAACAAAAUCAAACCUCAACAGUGGAGAGACUUUUACGUUAACUUGUGUGAAAAGCUCAAACGCUAAUGGAACUGUACUUUAUCAGUUCUUUAAAGAUGGAAGAAAUAUCACAACACUACAAACAGAUCAUAAGCUUACGGCUGUGAAUAUAAAAACAAAGGAAAGUGGUGCCUAUAGAUGCUCAGAAAACAUGAAGAAUAGUUUAAAGUUUUCUAACACAAUUGAAAUUAAUGUUCAGUUGCAUGUACGUGUGUUGCUUUAUAGUACAAAGGAAUGGUCAAAUGUAAAUAUAUCGUGUUUCAUAUAUGGUGGUGAAAAUGUUAGUUCAGUAACUUGGAAAAGAGAUGGUCAAGUUCUACCAGAAUCAAAGACGUAUGUAACUUUAAAGAACAUUUCACGAGCUAUGCAGGGGCAGAAUUACAGCUGUAGUGCUACGACUUUGUCUGGCAAGAACAGCAAAGAAAGCUCAUCUUUGUUGACGAUGUACUGGUUUGAUCAACCAAAAGCUGUACUUAAAAGUGAUUUGUAUCUUAAAGAAGGAGCGACACUGCAUUUGCGAUGUGAGUCAGAUAUGUAUCCAAAUGAUUUUGUCACGUAUACGUGGUACAAGGAUGGAAUGGUGAUUCGGAAUGCAUCCAAGGUGUAUCUUCGCCAGAAAAACGUUAUGAAGAAAGAUGGUGGGAACUAUUCGUGUGGUAUAUUGCAUCCUUUCACCAAUGGUGAUAAGAAUUCCACAUUGCAGGAAGUAAACAUCAUUUAUAUGUAUUCACCAUCAAUAAACAUCACACAGAAACCACCUUUCAAAGCAGGAAGCAAUAUCGAACUUAAUUGCGGUGUAAUGGAUUAUUUUCCUGACUUAAACAUCACAUACCGCUGGCUGGUCCCAAAUAAAUUUAAUAGCCAAACCCUAAUUGGUGAGGAAAAGAAGCUCGUUUUAAAAGAUAUUUCAAAAGACAACACUGCUAGAUACAUAUGUCAAGCAACUGGACGAUUUAAUGGGUCUGUUAUUCCAAAAGAAAGUUCACUACAUAUUGAAGUUUCUUACAAAGCAGAAGGUGUGAUGUUUUCACCACGAAAUUCGACACAAAAAUACAAAAUUGGAGUAUCACUUAGCGUAAAAUGUUCUCUUUCUGACUAUGGCAUCCCACCCUCAACAUUAUAUUGGUAUCGAAAUAAAAGACCCAUUACUGUUAAUACUGAGGGAAAUUCCCUUUAUCUGAAUAUCUCAUCGGUAAAAGCCAAGGACACAGGAAAUUAUACUUGUGAGGCAACCAAUAAUGUUGGAAAUAUAUCAAAGGUUUUGACGAUAUUUGUUAUGGAAACACCAGGAAGGCCACAAAUGUUGCAACUUGUCUCUAAAACAUCACAUUCCAUCCAAGUAAGGUGGAAAGCACCAGUAACAGAUGGUUACAGCCCAAUAACAAGCUACAAAGUUUAUCACAAAGAGAAUUCAACAACGAGUUUCAUUAAAAACACUGUGAAUGAUAGUUUAAAGUUUAACAUUACUAAUCUGAAACCAGGAAUGUUUUAUGAUGUAAAAGUUCAAGCUGGAAACAGCAUUGGUUUUGGUCAAGAAACAGCUGUCGUUACUCUUACGACGAAUGAAACAGCACCAGAACCAGUGAACAACAUAUCCAUUAUUACUUCACAACAACAUAUUAUAGUGAGGUUUUCUUCAUCUCAGAGUAUCAAUGGCAUACUCAAAGGAUAUACUGUAUUUUAUCGACGUUUAUCCUCAAACAAAUUACUGCAAGCAGCAUUCAUUUCUCAGCCGCCGAUUUCAGAUGUAAACAUAACUGGACUCGAGCUGUAUACAGAAUACGAAGUCUUAGUUAUGGUCUCGAAUACUUUGUUUAAUACGACAUCGAACAAAACGGUUAGAACUCUGGGAACAGCUCCCAAACCCCUUGACAAAGAACUUCCAAAACCUUCUGAAGAUGAAAGAAAGGAAACGUCGUUUGCUAUCAAUAUCGUCCUGUUUGAAAAAACGGUUGGUGAAAUUGCCCAUUAUGACGUCAUAGUCUUUAAAAAGACUGCCACCAUGAAGAAAUCUCCGAAUGAGUAUAGGAACGACGAAAUAACAUUUAAUGUGGUGGGACGCUUGUACAAUCCGAAAGAUAAUGAGUUAUUUGUUGUUGGUGACAGUAACACUGGAAAUAGAAUAAAAAGACAGCUUGGUGCACCAAAGAAUCCUCCACUUGAAAAAAAUACGGAAUAUGUGGUAUUCGUGAGAGCCUAUGUGUCUGAAGCUGUUUACCAGAGCUCACCCUGGUAUCCGUCUGUUACAACAAAAGGUGGUGAUGAUGACGAUGAUGACAGUAAAAGUAAGAUUUUUGUAGACGAAGAUUGUCGUUGUGAUAGUGGUGUGUAUACUGCUGGCGAUCGUCAUUCUUGGAGUUGUUCUGUUUUAUUUCUACCGAGAUCGGAUUAAGCGUAACAAUAAUAUUAACAUUUCAAGGGGAUCAAAGAAAAAAUACAAAUCUGAGCAGGGUGAAGAAAUAAAAAUGAAUCCAGCUACAUCAUAAUUUGGGACUUGUUUUUAAAUGUUUUUAGAACUGCUACUAUCGUUCGUUUAUAUACGAAGUACAUCACGAAACCACAAUAUAUUACGGUCAGUACGUCCGGCGUGCGACGCUCUGUAACCGGCUAGUACGUGAUCACCAGGUUUCCAGCUAGUACGUGAUAAUCAGGUUUCGUUUUUUUCGAAUAACCUAUCAACAGUUUGGUAUCGCUUGGUUUAUUUAAGAAAGCGUCUAAAAUUCUAGGUUUUAACUAGUUUCACGGCUGUGCGAGUAUCAAUUAUUGACUGGUGGGUUUUGUUGCUUCGAUUUUCUUUUUUGUGUUUAGUUCAGUUAUUAUAGAGUAUAAAAGUUAUAAUUUAUUCGGCGAAAACUCACAUAAGAAAAAUAUGGGGCCAGCUUUUUUAAAUCAAUCAAUCGGGGGGAUAUGAAGAUACAUGGAGAGGUGGAAGUGUAGAUAGCACAGUGAUGCGUCAUGGGUCAAUCCCAUUUGACUGCAAUUUCCGCUAUACGCAAAAAGCUCCCAAGCUUUUGUGUGAGCGCUUGCAUACUUAGAAAACAUAUCUAUUUUUUUCAAAGUGCGCACGCGCUAACAGCGCGUCAGGUUUUUGCGCUUUAGCAAGAAUUGCAGUCAAAUGGAAACAAACCCUUAUAUACCCUCCUCUACCAGUGUACCAGGAUGAGGGAGAUUUUUUUAGGGUUCCCACUCCGAAAUUUUAAAAAAAAUCCUAAAAAAUAAAAUUCUAAAUGAUCCUAAAAAAUCCUAAAAUUUCCUGAUUUUUAGUGAACAAUCUUCUUAAAAUGGAUUUUUAUUUCUGGAAUAUAAAUCCAACAUAUUUAUAUUCUGCCUCAGCUAAUGCGGAAAUAAAAUCUGAUCAAUUAAAUUUGUCUCCCUUAUUCAGUUUGACGUCCUUGAUUCUUGUAAUUCUAAGUUCAGUUUUACGAAUUAAACUUAUCCUAAAAUCUCCCAAAUUUUUGUAUAUGCUUUCACCGCUGAUCGCAAACACCUCCCAAAACAACAGCCUCCUAAUCCAAACCUCCCAAAUCGUCCUAAAUAGUGGCCUGAUCUCGGUUUAAUUUUUGUGGUAUUAUGGUCUGCCUUUCCCCUUACUAAAAACUGAUAUCUAAUCUACGCUUUGCUUUUCAAGUGUGAAAAAGGCAAUAGGUGCUAAUUAUAUUAAGUACUACGCAUGCUUGAUCUUAUAUUUUUUUAGAGUGAUGUAUGUUUAACGUUUCUUCGGGAUAACAUUUUAUAAUUAUUGAUUUAGUAUUAGAAUCACAUAUUACUUUUCUCAUAUUUUGCACAAAAUUUGUAUUUAUUAACGAAUAAAUUUGCUAUUGGGUAUUAAAUGUACAUAAAGGGUAUAUUAGAACUCACUGUUGAAGA
Molecule: messenger RNA, 6237 nt
Organism: Hydractinia symbiolongicarpus
Lineage: Eukaryota; Metazoa; Cnidaria; Hydrozoa; Anthoathecata; Hydractiniidae
Product: hemicentin-1-like
Exons: 16
Coding region: 1334-4762 (1142 amino acids)
Molecular function (GO): protein binding
Source: RefSeq, a predicted model, not a curated record